This is a messenger RNA of Magallana angulata, 782 nucleotides long. RefSeq lists its product as uncharacterized. NCBI's taxonomy places the organism in Eukaryota, Metazoa, Mollusca, Bivalvia, Ostreida, Ostreidae. Bases 54 to 782 code for a protein of 242 amino acids. The transcript is spliced from 5 exons. The record is from RefSeq and is a predicted model, not a curated record.
UUACGCAUUGAAACUGUAAAUCUGGGUGUUAUUUUUCGAUUGAGUUCAAUAUAAUGGUGAAGCACUGUUCGUAUGGGACAUGUAAAUCGGAUAGCAGGUAUCCAGAGAAACUUAUGGGAGCAAAAUUCAUCCCAUUUCCGAAGCCAAAGUCUGAUUUGGAGAAAUGUUUACGAUGGAUAUCAUGCUGUCGAAGACCACAUGCCCAGCUUAACGUUGACAAAAUUACGAAGCAUACAUAUGUGUGUUCUAAGCAUUUCAUUUCAUUGGAUGGCCCUUCAGAUGAAUACCCAGAUCCGUGUGAUGCCCAGACUGGUGAACUGCACAGAGCAAGGCGAAAGAUCAUAUACUUGUCUCAACAGUCAAAAUCAGAUGAUUUAAACAGCAAGACCAGUAGUACCAGUACUGAUGAUUCACCAUACUCUCAAGCAAUGGAAUGCUGUUUAACAACACAGACAACUUCAAAUCCUGUCAUAGAUUCCUCAUGCCAAACAGAAGAAGAAUUAUUUUCAUCUAUGGAUGUGCUUUCAUGGGUUGCACAAGUUAGAAAACUGGAGGAAGAAAAUGACAGGUUGCGACAGGAAAUCAGACAGAGAGGGAAAAGUUCUGAUGCUGCUUGCCAAACAGAGAAAGAUACAAUUUUCACUGCUGAAGAAGUUUCAAAGUCAAAGAUCAAAAACUUUGGCGUAGCUAGACCAGAAACGAAGUGCAUGCUUAAAAUGGCAGGGGGUCUGGAGCUCAUGGAUUCUGACGAUUUUAACACUAAAAAUCAUCGCAGAAAUUGA